This is a messenger RNA of Hyaloscypha bicolor E, 383 nucleotides long. RefSeq lists its product as uncharacterized. The record is from RefSeq and is a predicted model, not a curated record. The transcript has 3 exons. The coding region runs from base 80 to 286 and encodes 68 amino acids. Lineage: Eukaryota; Fungi; Ascomycota; Leotiomycetes; Helotiales; Hyaloscyphaceae.
CGCGGUACUAAAAAUGCCUCCAAAGAUUAAUCUUGAGCCUUAUAAAAAUGAGAUUCUUAGUUAGGUCUCUGAGAAGCAUAUGAUCCCUGAGAUUUUAAGUAAAAUAAAAGGGAUUCUACAGGGUAUAUCGCGCAAUAGGAAGAAUGGGUCUCCUGAGAUUAAGAGAAUCAAAUUACUACUCUCAGUUAAGGGGAUGCCUCUCUACCGCCGACAGCUCGCGCGAUAUAGGCUAGAUCUUGGCCUUAUUCGGAGAAUGAUAAUAGAGGAGAGAGAGCAGAAGUACUAAUAGCUUGUGGGUAUCGUGCGAGAGGAGCUAGACCAUGGGGGGAUUAAAGGCUAUGGAGCAGGCUUAAUUAAGAUAUACUUCCGUUAAAUAGGAGUUA